AUGGAGGAUCGUUUGGUGGAAGAAAUUUACGGUCGUUUGCACAUUCGGGAGGAGGAGGAUAGGUUGGAUUAUGCUGAGGAGUCUGCUACAGGGGACAAAUCUUCCUCUGUUCAUUUCCAGCGGUAUUGUUUGGUGGGGCGUGUUUUGACGGAAAGACCUAUAAAUUUCAAUUCAUUUCAACAUGUUCUUGCUCUUGCUUGGAAACCUACCAAAGGGGUGCAUGUUAAAGAAAUGGGAAAUAAUGUUUUCUUGUUCCAGUUCUUUCAUCCUUGGGAUAUUGACAAUGUUUUGAGAUAUAGUCCAUGGAAUUACCAGCAAAUACCCAUUUUGUUACGUGAGUUAAAGCCAGAGGAGAACCCAAGACAGGUGGAGUUAACGAAGUUAGCCAUGUGGGUACAAGUCCAUGAUGUUCCACUGGGUUUUUGGUCUGAGAAGUACGCUCAGGAUAUUGGAAAUUUUAUUGGUUCUUUCAUUGCAGCUGAUCCCAAAAACUUUACACAAGUCUGGCAUGAGUAUAUGCGUAUUAGGGUUGAUGUGGAUGUGCGAUUACCAUUGAAGCGUAAGCUGCAAGUGAGGAAACCUAAGGGUGCAUGGCAAUGGGUCCAUUUUAAAUAUGAAAAGCUCAACAUUUUUUGUUAUUUCUGUGGAAUCCUUGGGCAUACGGAUCGAUCAUGUUCUAAGUUAUUUGAUGUGCCUAAUUUUCCACGAGAUAAAUUUGCUUAUGGUCCUUGGUUACGAGCCGCGGUUCGACAGCCGCCGGCGAUAGGUGCGAAAUGGCUUAGGUCUGAAAAUGAUUUCCUAAUGGAGGAGGUUGGUGGUUUACAGGCGAGUCCGGGGGCGGGUCUGACGGCGGAGAAGGAUAGGGAUAUGCAGGAUGUGGAUAAGGAUCCGAAAGAUCAAUUAAUGGUUACAGAACAAAAACGUAGGAGAAUGAAUGAGUUGGAAGCGGAUAUAAUGGAUGAGGAGGUUAUUUCGGAGACUUUGGAAGCAGAUCCAAAAAACGUAGAUGGAGCGGGCUCUGGUUUUCAGGCCCGCCUGGCCCAAUGA
Manihot esculenta (cassava) is the source of this 1047-nucleotide messenger RNA. RefSeq lists its product as uncharacterized. The record is from RefSeq and is a predicted model, not a curated record. Gene Ontology annotation, molecular function: zinc ion binding; nucleic acid binding. Lineage: Eukaryota; Viridiplantae; Streptophyta; Magnoliopsida; Malpighiales; Euphorbiaceae. The coding region runs from base 1 to 1047 and encodes 348 amino acids. The transcript has 2 exons.